This is a messenger RNA of Scylla paramamosain (green mud crab), 4764 nucleotides long. RefSeq names its product tubulin-specific chaperone cofactor E-like protein (gene mlt). Gene Ontology annotation, biological process: tubulin complex assembly; microtubule cytoskeleton organization; post-chaperonin tubulin folding pathway. The coding region runs from base 707 to 1966 and encodes 419 amino acids. The transcript is spliced from 8 exons. Gene Ontology annotation, molecular function: alpha-tubulin binding. Gene Ontology annotation, cellular component: cytoplasm. The record is from RefSeq and is a predicted model, not a curated record. NCBI's taxonomy places the organism in Eukaryota, Metazoa, Arthropoda, Malacostraca, Decapoda, Portunidae.
UGCAUGUGGGAACGUGACGAAAGAAAACGGGAAGUGCGUCACAUGGGGAGACUGCGGGGAAACAAAGGAAAAAAAUAUAUAAACUAAACAGAAGGAAGUGAAGUGUAGGAAACUGACGAGUAUUGAUAAAAAGAAUAAAACAAACAGGAAAAUUUAAUAAAGAAAGAUCAAAAGGAAACAUAAAACAAUAUACGGAGACGAGAAAUAAAUAAAUGAAAAAUAAUCAAGGAAAUAAAUAAAUGCAAUAAAAGCAAAAUAAAUAAAUAAACAAAUAAAUAAAUAAAUAAUAUAGCGGUACCGUUGAAAAAAAAACUACAAAAUCAUCAUCAUCAUCAGCGAAAGGACACGAAGGGGGAGGAAGAAGUCCCCAAACAAUAAUUACGAAAACAAAACAAACAAAAAAUAAACAAUAAAGAAAAAAACAAACAAACUAAAGUGCACCGUUGGAAAAUAUCAAAACAUCAUCAUCAUCAUCAGCUAAAGAAAAAAAAAUAUAUAUACAACCAAUAAAAUAAACAAAACGAGCGAAUAAAUUAAUAAACACAUACAAUAAACGUUACAAUAAUAUACUGAAACCGUUGGAAACUAUCAAAACAUCAUCAUCAUCAGCAGCUAAAGGACAACAGCAAGGAGGCAGCCCCGCCAACCCACCCACCCACCCCCUUCCCUACCCUGGCCACCCACCGCCCACCUAACGGUCAGCAAGAUGCCGAGCCUUCCCGAGGCGGUGGACAUGAAGUACGGGGACGAGUGCCCCGACGCGCAGGUGACGGAGGUGGCAUGUGUGGCGCUAACACUCAAGCGCAACGGACGCCAGCGACUUCCCUCUGUCCUCAUCCUGUCCGAGUGUGACAUUGAGAAGGCCGGCGACGAGGAGGAAGUGGAGCGCAAAUGUGAGGGAGUGAGGGAGCUUGACCUCUCCAGGAACAAGCUGAAGGAGUGGAAGGAGGUGUUCAAGAUCCUGCGUCACCUGCCUGGUCUGGGUUUCCUCAAUUUGAGCUACAACUGCUUUGAGUCACCCAUCACAGAUCCCUCUGACGUGGUGAGCCUCACAAAUCUCACCCGCCUGGUGCUCAACGGCACACUGCUGCCUUGGAAGGACGUCCACAUCCUACUGGAGAAUGCCCCUCGGGUAGAGGAGCUGCACCUUUGUAAAAACGAAUAUUCCAAAGUGGAGCGACCCAAAGCCAAGAGAUACAGCUCUGUGUCUCGUAUCCACUUCAACAACAACCCAAGCUCGGACUGGACUGAGAUUGAAACCCUGGGCCAGAUGUUCCCCUACCUGGAGGUGCUGAUCCUGGCAGAGUGUCCCCUCAGCCAGCUCAAGGAAGGUGAUCGGUACCACGAGUACUUCCCACGCCUCAAGUACCUCUCCCUCAACAGCACCAAGAUCUGCUCCUGGGAUUCUGUGGAUCUGGUCAAUCUCUUUCCCAAACUGUCUGAGCUCAGGUUACAGCAGUGUCCACUCUAUGAGAGCUACAAGGACGAGGAACGAAGGCAGCUGACCAUCGCUCGGCUGUGGAGGGUACAGAGACUCAAUGGAGGAGCAAUGAUCAGCCCUGAGGAGCGGGAGAAUGCCGAACGUGCCUUCAUCAGGUACUACAUGAACUCAGACAUGCGACCCAAGAGGUAUGAUGAACUGGUGCGCCAACAUGGGGAGCUUCAGCCGCUGGUGGAGGUGUCACUGAGGCCACAGACAGAGGUGCAGGUGACCAUCCGGUGUGGUGAGAUAGCACUGGAGAGAAUCAUCAGUGUGUACACCAGAGUUGUGGAUCUCAAGAAGGAACUAGAGCCUCAGGUUGGCCUGCCUGCCAGCAAGAUGCGACUCUUCUACCUGGACAAGGGUGGGGAGACCUGUGUGUCAUACGCCCCUGAGGAGCUCAAGAUCAACACCAAGCAGCUGUACACCAUCAACGUCCACUCAGGGGAUGAGUUCAUCGUGGAGCCCAAAGUUCCAAAGGUGUAGCAGCUGACGGAAGGCGGCCCUCGGCACGCAGCGACGGAAAGGCUUGAUAACCUCACGAUUAGCGUUAUGCAGACUUGUAGUUAACUUACUGCUUUUAACAAAGGGUUAACUAAUUCCAGGACCUUGUACCACUGUGCAGUGUAGCCAUACCUAUAAAGUCUUGCCUCAGUGUGCUAAUUCUGGAGGUGCAGGAGUUUGUUGAUGAGGAAGAUGCUUUCUUGCAAGUCUCAGGUGUGUGUGUGUGAGUGUGUGUUGUAUUUAGAGGCAGCUGUUUGUUCCCCCAUGGUGGAGCAGAGUCAGGCCGUCACGUGCCUACACACGGUGCCCAAGUCAUCGUGUCUUUUGGAGAGUGGAUUGGUCAAGAGGAGUGACAGUUAUUACAUAAGCAUCAGUGAGUUGCCUAGUGUCCUCAGUCACAAUACAGAAAAUACCAUUCUAAGUAUUAUGGAACCUUUGGUUGGCCAGGAUUGUCAAAGGCAUUACAUUGUGAUAACUCAAUGGAAGCUGUGCUUGUGAAGAGCAAGCAUAUGAACUUUCCACUUUGGUUCCUCCCCCCAAGGCUGUAUUGAUGACCUCCAGGUUCUCUCUCUCUCUCUCUCUCUCUCUCUCUCUCUCUCUCUCUCUCUCUCUCUCUCUCUCUCUCUCUCUCUCUCUCUCUCUCUCUCUCUCUCUCUCACAGAAGCUCAUCAUCAUGGAGGUCACAUGCCUUGUCCACCUUGAUGACUCUGGACAGCUCUUUCAGUAAUCUCCUACCCGGGUAUUUUGGGGAUUACACUUGUCAUGUCAUCCAUUUCAUUUUUGUGUGGACAGCUUGUGAUUGAGUCAGAUGUUUUGAGGUGGCUUGUGUUACUGCUCAAACUUCAAAGCUCAGCGGACAUCUUUCUGGGCAUUUUGUGAUUACAUUAUUUAUUUUUUUAUUUUAUUUUUUAUUAUUAUUUUUUUAUUUAUUUAUUUUUUUUUCAGAACUUACCCAAGUGCUUAGUAAAGAUAUUUGGCAGAUUCUAUUGCUUGCUUAAUUUGUGAAUAACGAUGUUGAAAUGUAACAAAGAUGGGGAAGAGAAGACCAAAAUGAGAUCUCCUGAACACAGUGAAUACCAUAAGCUCUAAUGAUGUACCUAACUUUAUAGCACAUCUGUCAUAGCAAAGUCUUACCUAACCCAAAUACCUACGUUUCUACAUAUGUAUAAGUAUAUAUCUAUAUUGCAGUGAAUUACUAUUACCUGAUACAUGUAAAUAAUAGAAGUUAAGACGCUGUUGCAAAGCAGCGUGGUUAUUAGCUGCAGUAUGCAUAUAGCUGACUUCCUGUUUCCUCACUGCAGCAAAAUACUGCUUGGAGUUUGUCUUUCACACUACAGGUUUUGGGUGAUCUCUACUUUGCAUUUAAAAUUAAGUAUAGGAAGAGUAUAUGUAUUGAAGUACCAAUGGUGUCUCUUGUGGAGUCUGUGGCUUUGAAACGUCUGUCGGUGACAGCUUACUCAUGCCAUUGUUAGCUUUACCCUUUGCCUCCCCUUUCCAUCACAACCCACUUUGGAGUUCUUUUCCUUCACAUGUUUUGUUCUUUGUUUUCUCAGCUGGUGGCCAAUAACAGUUUUGUUCUCAAGCAGAGCUUGUCCAGUGCACCACAAAACAUAUAGUGGCCCUGAGUUCUUGUUCUUCAUGCUGCUGCCCCUACAGUGCCAAUCAACAUGUGAUGUCAGGAAUGAAUGUUGUGUUUGAACUGCUGAUCUGUUUGUUUAUGUUUUGUACAUAUUAUGUAUUUUAUUUGAGUUUUUUGCAGGUUGUCUUGUUUCACAUGUAACAUGGGGCCAGUGUUCCUUAUUACUUUUAUAUUCUAUUUAAACUAUUUUAGCACUUCAUCAAAAUUAUCUUGUACAGUAUUUGUAAAUAGUGUUUAGGAAUAGUGAGAUAGUGUACUCCUAGAGAUUGCAAGUGACUCCUUGUUCCUGGUUAAGGUACACAAAAUGGUAACUUACUGGUUGUAAACCGGUGGCAGUGAAUGCUUGGCAGCAUUCAGAAAGCACCAAAAAAAGCUUAGUCCAAGUCCAGCAUCAAAUGCCGUGCUUCGUGCUUGGCACAGCUACGGACAUACAUUUAAGUAUAAAAAUAUAUAAUAUAUUUUAUUACACACUGGUGGUUAAUUAGUAUAAUAAUAAUGGUAAAUCAGUCAUUUUCAGUUGUUGACAACUUACCCAGUAAUGACAAGAAAGGGAUCAUACUAAUUAUUAAUGUGCCAACAUAAUGUUUUGUGUUCAACAAUUGGCACAACUUGUGUAAAGAAUGUUGGCUCUUCCUGCUGCCAUCCCAGUGGUGUCUGUUCCCCGCAACAACAAAACUUUGCCAGUGUUUGCAGGUUUGUUUUUGUGUGUUUCCCAUGUAGUGACAGUACAAGAAAAUAAAUACCAAUUUUUGCACCACCACCACAGUCAUGUUUGUUGUUCUAGUACCAUUGUGACAGACUUGCCUGCAGUGUGGCCAAGAUUUACUAACUUCCUUAAAAAGUUUUGGAAUGGAAAUAUUUUUUUAUACUCAUUGGUUGUGAGUACAAUGCUAAGUGUACACCAGAGUGCCCAAUACUUCAAGUUCUCCCUUGUGACUCGACUGGAAGUGUUGUUACCAUUUCCUUCACGGCCUGUCUUGUGAUGAGCCUUGAUAGUGUACUUCAUAACAUAGACAAGUAACAAAGUGUGUGUGGGUUGGAUUAAAAAUGCAAUGUUUUUCAUCUACAGACUAAGUUAACUGUGUAUGAAGCUUGUCCCUGUUCAUACUCAAAACUUGGCUAAAUAAAACAGUACUUAACA